GGUGGUGGACAAGCUGGAACUGCUGUGUGAGCAGCGGGCGCUGGAGGCCUUCGACCUGGACCCAGAGCUGUGGGGGGUGAACGUGCAGCCCUACUCCGGCUCCCCGGCCAACUUCGCUGCUUACACCGCUGUGCUGCGACCCCACGACCGCCUGAUGGGGCUGGAUCUGCCCGACGGGGGCCACCUCACACAUGGGUAUAUGACGGAUGCUAAGAGGAUCUCGGCCACGUCCAUCUUCUUUGAGUCCAUGCCCUAUAAGCUCGAUCCUGCCACAGGUCUCAUAGAUUACGCUCAGCUGGAGGUGACGGCUCGUCUCUUCCGUCCCCGCAUCAUCAUUGCCGGCACCAGCGCCUACGCGAGGCUCAUCGACUACGGGCGUAUGAAGAAGCUGUGUGAGGAGCUGCGUGCCUUCCUGCUGGCUGACAUGGCGCACAUCAGCGGUUUGGUGGCUGCCAAAGCCGUCCCGUCGCCCUUCGAGCACGCAGACCUGGUGACCAGCACCACGCAUAAGACGUUGCGCGGGGCCAGGUCUGGCCUCAUCUUCUACCGCAAGGGCGUGCGCUGGGUGGAGCAGAAGACGGGCCGGCAGACGCUGUACGACCUGGAGGACAAAAUCAACUUCGCUGUCUUCCCCUCGCUGCAGGGUGGGCCCCACAAUCACGCCAUCGCCGCCGUGGCCGUGGCACUCAAACAGGCCAAGUCGCCCCAGUUCCGGCAGUACUGCCUGCAGGUGCUGCGCAACGCCAAGGCCAUGGCCAGGGCUCUGCUGCAGCGUGGGUACACCUUGGUGUCAGGUAGGGUCUGCCUGGGGAGGGAUGCGGCGCUGCGGGGUUGGGAACGAUCCCCUCUGUCCCCAGGGACCCCCGCGCUGACGUCGCGUGGCUUUGGGGAGGAGGAUUUUCAUAAAGUUGUGGAGUUCAUCGAUGAGGGCAUCGCGGUGGCCUUGGAUGUGAAGAGCAAAACCAGUAAGACCUCUCCCCCAACCACCCCAACCCCAAACUGGAACAGCACUGGGCGGGAUGGGUGGGGGGUGGGCUGCUGUGUUCCACCCACAGCCCCAAACACGGGGCACGGGGCUGCAGCUGGGCCAGGAUGGACGGAUGGAUGGAUGGAUGGAUGGAUGGAUGGAUGGAUGGAUGGAUGGGGGGUUGCUGUUUUUCCCCCACCCCACCCUCAAACAUAGAUAUGGGGCUACAGC
This is a messenger RNA of Meleagris gallopavo (turkey), 1198 nucleotides long. The record is from RefSeq and is a predicted model, not a curated record. NCBI's taxonomy places the organism in Eukaryota, Metazoa, Chordata, Aves, Galliformes, Phasianidae.